CAAGACAUGUUUUCUCAUGGCACUCGCUUCAGAACAGGGCUGUUUUAAUCGCUCCAAAUAUGCAACGAAGUGAGAAAUCUCGCCCGAUAUUUCUUUUCUGCUAAUUCCCUGUCACUUUUCUAGAGUUUCUCAAUGGUUGAGAGUGCUAAGUUAAUUUUUUAGGCCAAUUCUUGCCCCUUUCGUUUUAGCAUGGUGUCCACCUAACCUUAUUAUUGUGUGUGUAACUUUCAGACAGCAGCCUCCUCUCUGUGGUCUCUGUCUUGAAUUCCGGGGAAACGGGCAAUAUUGUCUUCAGUCUCAAUCCAGGCAGAACGCCAGACCACCCCAUCCUAGGGUGUAUUCUUCUCGUCUUUCGUCUUGACUCCGGAUCAUCCAUCAUGCCGUACGCCAAUCAGCCGUCAUUGAACAUCACAGAGUUGAGUGAUGAGUUGGUCAAGUUUCAAUUGGAGGACACGGACCUGAGUGUGGCCAACUCUUUGCGGCGGGUGAUGAUUGCCGAGACACCCACUAUGGCCAUUGACUGGAUUCAGUUGGAGGCCAACUCCACCGUCCUCUCGGACGAGUUCCUGGCUCAUCGUCUGGGCCUGAUCCCCUUGACCUCGGAUGAGGCUGUCGAGGCCAUGCAGUACAGUCGUGAGUGCAACUGCACGGAUUUCUGCUCCGACUGCUCGAUCGAGUUCACGUUGGACGUGAAAUGCAAUGAGGAUCAAACGCGGAACGUGACCACGGCUGAUCUCAAGUCCAGCGAUAAUCGGGUCAUCCCGGUCACGUCGCGAAAUAACGAUGACGAUGCCCAUGAUUACGGCCAAGGCACGGAAUCGGAUGAUAUCCUCAUUUGCAAAUUGAGGAAAGGCCAAGAGCUCAAGGUGCGGGCUUAUGCCAAGAAAGGCAUUGCUAAGGAGCACGCCAAGUGGAACCCCACGGCCGGUGUGUCUUUUGAAUAUGAUCCGGACAAUGCCCUGAGACACACCCUCUAUCCGAAACCGGAAGAAUGGCCUAAAUCGGAGUAUUCCGAGAUUGAUGAAAACCAAGUUGAGGCGCCGUAUGACUUUUUGGGUAAACCGAACAAGUUUUACUUUGCGGUGGAGUCCGUGGGCUCUUUGAAGCCGGAGAACGUAGUGCUCAUGGGUACGAAUAUCCUCAAGAAGAAAUUGAGUGACCUCCAGACGGAACUCAGCCAAGUGUUGCAGAGUGACGCUCUCACUAUCAACUAAGUAUUAAGCGUCAAUCUGCGCCGCUUCAUCAUCAUGUCAUGGCCAAUAAAUUCCAGGAUUAAUAAAUAGGGUAGACAUUAUGA
Molecule: messenger RNA, 1297 nt
Organism: Tigriopus californicus
Lineage: Eukaryota; Metazoa; Arthropoda; Copepoda; Harpacticoida; Harpacticidae
Gene: RpII33
Product: DNA-directed RNA polymerase II subunit RPB3-like
Exons: 3
Coding region: 378-1214 (278 amino acids)
Biological process (GO): DNA-templated transcription
Cellular component (GO): RNA polymerase II, core complex
Molecular function (GO): protein dimerization activity; DNA-directed RNA polymerase activity
Source: RefSeq, a predicted model, not a curated record